Messenger RNA from Gadus macrocephalus (Pacific cod), 1286 nucleotides. Its product is annotated as zinc finger protein 3-like. Gene Ontology annotation, biological process: regulation of immune system process; regulation of cytokine production; negative regulation of transcription by RNA polymerase II. The record is from RefSeq and is a predicted model, not a curated record. The transcript has a single exon. Bases 34 to 720 code for a protein of 228 amino acids. NCBI's taxonomy places the organism in Eukaryota, Metazoa, Chordata, Actinopteri, Gadiformes, Gadidae.
UCCUACACGUCUCCGAUUUUCCUCCACAAACAAAUGAAGAGGAGCCAUGGCGACCUGUACGGCCGACUGCUGAGGAGUGGAGAAAUCAAGGUGGAGCCUAGUCUCCUCCCAUACGUCGCAGCCUCCUAUCAAGAACCGAUCGGAGCCUCCCCGGGAACCGUCCAAAGCACGAGCGAGAUUCCAGCAGAAGGAGCCGGACAACACAGAUGUGAGAAGUGCAGUAAAACCUUUAGUCGCCCUCAUAGUCUGAAGAGACACCAGCGCAUCCACAAGGGAGAGAAACCAUACCACUGUAAACAGUGUGGGAAAACAUUUAGACAAUCUAGUUAUCUGACGGUACACCAGCGCAUCCACACAGGAGAGAAACCAUACCACUGUAAACAGUGUGGGAAAACAUUUAGUCAGUCUGAUGAUCUGAAGAAACACCAGCGCAUCCACACAGGAGAGAAACCAUACCACUGUAAACAGUGUGGGAAAACAUUUAGUCAAUCUGGUCAUCUGGAGAGACACCAGCGCAUCCAUACAGGAGAGAAACCAUACCACUGUAAACAGUGUGGGAAAACAUUUAGUCACUCUGGUGAUCUGAAGAAUCACCAGCGCAUCCACACGGGAGAGAAACCAUACCACUGUCAGAAGUGUGGGAAAACAUUUAGUCGAUCUGGUCAUCUCAAGAGACACCAACAACUUCACAGAGGAGUCUCCACCCAAAUAACCAUGUGAAGAAACUAAAUGGUUCCCAGACAUCUGUUAUUCAAAUCGAAUCUAACAUGGUUCUUGCUGUUAUAUGUUAAAAGGGCACAUGAACGGUUAAUUGUUUAUCUUAUCAACUUUAUGUAUUUAUUUAUAUUCAUGUCUAUAUGAGUGAAGGGUUUUACCCAAAAAAAAUUCAGAAAAAAAAUAGUUUGAGAGAGAUAAUGUUAUUAUCUGAAUUAUUUAACUUCCAUUUGUCAUCAGUAAGGUAUCUUAUAUCUGACGUCAUUGUUAUAUUUACUACAUUUGUAUGUAUUUAUUUAUCCUGUAGAAAUUCAAAUAAAAUCGGAUAUGCAGUGCUGAGAAGACUGGUUUUGUCUGGAUAGAAUAGAAGCAGUCCAACAUGUUGGUGAAUUAUAUUUGAUAUGCUGUAAUGCAUAACGUAGGAUGCAACGGAUGAGCUGAGGUCCCGUUACUGACCACCAGAGGGAACCACAGCACCACGAAGAUGUUCCCCUUCCCCGGAUUCGGUGACAUUUUGAAUUAAUUAUUGAUAAUUAUGCUUCAAUCUUCCAAUAAUAUUUACUAUUCACCUU